This is a messenger RNA of Acomys russatus (golden spiny mouse), 5135 nucleotides long. It is a transcript of the gene Brwd3, whose product is annotated as bromodomain and WD repeat domain containing 3. Gene Ontology annotation, molecular function: protein binding. The record is from RefSeq and is a predicted model, not a curated record. Lineage: Eukaryota; Metazoa; Chordata; Mammalia; Rodentia; Muridae. Gene Ontology annotation, biological process: cytoskeleton organization; regulation of cell shape; regulation of transcription by RNA polymerase II. Bases 216 to 3947 code for a protein of 1243 amino acids. Gene Ontology annotation, cellular component: nucleus. The transcript is spliced from 27 exons.
UCUCCUUCCUCCUCCGCCUCCCGGGCUCUUGGGCUAGAAUAUCUAUGGGUCGAAACGUGAUGCGAUGAAUCCGAGAGAGACCGAAACUGGGACGAGGAGUGCGGCGGAAGCGGCGGGACUCCCAAGCAUGGGGGCUUCACCACAAUAGAGGCAGCGCCCCCACCCGCCCCCGCCAGCGCUCCCGAGCGAAGCCCCCAAACCCCCUUGGGAAAAGGAUGGCGGCGGCACCUACCCAGAUUGAAGCCGAGCUGUAUUACCUGAUCGCUAGGUUCUUGCAGUCCGGACCCUGUAACAAAUCCGCUCAGGUGCUAGUGCAAGAGCUCGAGGAGCAUCAGCUGAUUCCGCGCCGCUUAGACUGGGAGGGGAAAGAACACCGAAGAAGCUUCGAGGAUCUGGUGGCAGCCAAUGCACACAUUCCUCCAGACUACCUCCUUAAAAUCUGUGAGAGGAUUGGUCCUUUAUUAGACAAGGAGAUCCCUCAGAGCGUUCCUGGGGUACAGACAUUACUAGGUGUUGGUCGGCAGUCUCUGUUACGAGAUGCCAAAGACUGUAAGAGUACACUAUGGAAUGGGUCUGCUUUUGCAGCUCUACACAGAGGCAGACCUCCAGAACUACCUGUAAAUUAUGUGAAACCUCCAAAUGUGGUGAAUAUCACCUCAGCCAGGCAAUUAACCGGAUGUAGUCGCUUCAGCCAUGUUUUCCCCUCAUCUGCUUACCAGCACAUUAAGAUGCAUAAGAGAAUUCUGGGGCACUUAUCUUCUGUCUACUGUGUAGCAUUUGAUCGAAGCGGGAGGCGAAUUUUUACAGGUUCAGAUGACUGUUUGGUGAAAAUCUGGGCUACAGAUGAUGGACGCCUCCUUGCUACACUGCGAGGGCACUCCGCUGAAAUUUCCGACAUGGCUGUUAACUAUGAAAAUACUCUCAUUGCUGCAGGCAGCUGUGAUAAAGUUGUGAGAGUAUGGUGUCUUCGAACUUGUGCACCAGUUGCUGUCCUUCAGGGACAUUCAGCUUCUAUUACUUCCAUACAGUUUUGUCCAUCAACUAAAGGCACAACUAGAUACCUCACUUCUACUGGUGCUGAUGGAACAAUUUGUUUCUGGCAAUGGCAUGUAAAAACAAUGAAGUUUAGAGAUCGCCCAGUAAAAUUUACAGAGAGAUCCAGACCUGGAGUUCAAAUAUCUUGUUCAUCUUUCAGUUCUGGUGGUAUGUUCAUUACAACAGGUAGCACUGACCAUGUUAUUAGAAUAUACUAUUUGGGUUCUGAAGUCCCAGAGAAAAUUGCUGAAUUAGAAUCACAUACGGACAAAGUUGUUGCUGUUCAGUUCUGUAACAAUGGAGACAGCUUAAGAUUUGUUAGUGGAAGUAGAGAUGGAACAGCAAGAAUAUGGCAAUAUCAACAACAAGAAUGGAAGAAUAUAGUGCUGGAUAUGGCUACUAAAAUGAGUGGGAAUAAUUUGACAUCUGCAGAAGACAAAGUCACUAAACUGAAGGUGACUAUGGUGGCUUGGGAUCGUUACGACACCACUGUUAUUACUGCAGUGAACAAUUUCCUUCUGAAGGUUUGGAAUUCUGUCACAGGGCAGCUUCUUCACACUUUAUCUGGCCAUGAUGAUGAAGUAUUUGUUCUAGAAGCACAUCCAUUUGAUCAAAGGAUCAUACUUUCAGCAGGUCAUGAUGGGAAUAUUUUUAUUUGGGACCUUGACCGAGGGACCAAAAUUCGAAAUUACUUUAAUAUGAUUGAAGGCCAAGGUCAUGGGGCAGUGUUUGAUUGUAAAUUUUCACCAGAUGGAAACCAUUUUGCCUGUACAGAUUCUCAUGGGCAUUUGUUGCUAUUUGGUUUUGGAUGCAGUAAAUACUAUGAAAAGAUUCCAGAUCAGAUGUUCUUCCACACUGAUUAUCGACCACUUAUCAGAGAUGCCAAUAACUAUGUAUUGGAUGAGCAAACUCAACAAGCUCCUCACCUCAUGCCUCCCCCAUUCUUGGUGGAUGUCGAUGGAAAUCCUCAUCCUACAAAAUUUCAACGGCUGGUACCAGGACGGGAAAACUGUAAAGAUGAGCAGCUUAUUCCACAGCUAGGAUAUGUGGCUAAUGGUGAUGGUGAGGUGGUAGAACAGGUAAUUGGACAACAAACCAAUGACCAAGAAGAAAGCAUUCUUGAUGGGAUAAUCAGGGAGUUACAGAGAGAACAAGAUCUCAGACUAAUUAAUGAAGGAGAUGCUCCACAUUUUCCAAUUAAUAGAUCAUAUUCUGUUAAUGGUGCUCUAAGUAGUCCAAACAUGGACAUACCUUCUUCCCCAAAUAUUAGCCUUCGGCGUAGUGGUCAGAUUGAAGGUGUUCGACAAAUGCACACCAAUGCUCCUAGGAGCCAGAUGGCCACUGAAAGAGAUCUUAUGGCCUGGAGCAGAAGAGUGGUGGUAAAUGAACUCAGCAGUGGGGUUAGUAGGGUACAAGAAGAAUGUCGAAAUGCAAAAGGUGACCUAGAAAUUAGUCUUUAUACAGUUGAAAAGAAGAAAAAGCCAUCUUAUCCUAUCCAAAGAAAUGAUUUUCAGCCCAGCUGUGGGCGAAACAUACAAAAGAAUUGGUUUGGGAGUGAGAAUAAGUUGAUAGACAUAAAGGAUUAUCAAGAUGUUAUAGACACACCUAUGGACUUCAGCACUGUGAAAGAAACUUUGGAAUCAGGAAAUUAUGAUAGUCCUCUGGAAUUUUAUAAAGAUGUUCGCCAAAUAUUCAGCAACUCCAAAGCUUAUACUUCUAAUAAAAAGUCAAGGAUCUAUAGUAUGACGCUGCGAUUGUCUGCCUUAUUUGAAAAUCACAUUAAGAAUAUCAUCUCUGAAUAUAAGUCAGCAAUCCAAAGUCAGAAGAGGAAGAGGCCAAGAUACAGAAAGCGUCUGAGAAGCAGCAGUAGCUCCUUGUCUAGCAGCAGAGCUCCCAGUCCAAAAGGGAAACAGAAGCAAAUGAAGUUACAGCCUAAAAAUGACCAGAAUACCUCAGUGUCUUAUGCCAGGACUAGUUCUCCUUUUUCUUCUCCCGUUUCAGAUGCUGCUGAAGGUGUUUCAGUGUAUCUACUUGAUGAUGAAGGGGAUGGGCCAUUUUCUCCAUCAAGUUUCAGUGGAUAUAGCAGAAGUGGAAAUAGCCAUGACCCAGGGAAAGCCAAAUCAUUUCGCAGUAGAGUCUUACCAGCUAAACAAGAUCACUCCCUUGAUGGGCCUCUUACAAAUGGUGAUGGCAGAGAACCCCGAACAGGGACCAAAAGAAAACUGCUCAGUGCAUCAGAAGAAGACGAAAGCAUGGGAGGAGAAGAAAAAGAGAUGAAAGAAACAAAAGAAAAAGCACAUUUAUCCUCCUCAGAGAGUGGAGAGUUAGGAUCCAGUUUAAGUUCAGAAAGUACCUGUGGCUCUGACUCUGACUCUGAAUCUACUUCCAGAACAGAUCAAGAUUAUGUAGAUGGAGAUCAUGACUAUAGCAAAUUCAUACAAACCAGACCUAAACGAAAACUCAGAAAACAACACACCAAUGGAAAAAGAAACUGGAAGAUGAGAGGCACAGGAGGAAGAGGCAGAUGGGGAAGAUGGGGUAGAUGGAGUAGAGGAGGCAGAGGAAGAGGUGGCAGGGGACGAGGAGGAGGUCGAGGAAGAGGUGGAGCUGGGGGGAGAGGGAGAGGACGAGGGAGAGGAGGAAGAGGUGCCUCUAGAGGAGCCACCAGAGCCAAACGAUCACGUGUUGCAGAUGAUGAAUUUGAUACGAUGUUUUCAGGACGUUUCAGUAGACUUCCUCGAAUUAAAACAAGAAACCAAGGCAGGAGGACUGUUUUAUAUAAUGAUGAUUCAGAUAAUGACAAUUUUGUGUCCACUGAGGAUCCUCUGAAUCUUGGAACAUCCAGAUCAGGCAGAGUACGUAAAAUGACAGAAAAAGCCAGGGUUAGCCAUCUCAUGGGAUGGAAUUAUUAACAGUUAAAGAAUUUAGAGUAAUUUUUAAAAAUAAAAUCAAUGGCCUUCUACUGCAGGGAAUUUACCAGAAAAUCUACAAAGCAAGUUGUGUGGGGACUUCUGCUUCCUUUCACAUUGGUGCUUUUCCAUAAUGCCAGUAUACAUUUGUUUCAAGACUUUUAAUCUCCACACUUCAUUUGUUCAAACAAGCCUUACUCAUUAGGCCUUAAAUUAAAACAAAUUACGCCCACACAUAUACAUGUGUGCACAAACACAUGCACGCGCACACAUGCACACACACACACACACACACACACACACACACAAACAUACAAACACACACACACACACCACAGACACACUACAGAUUUACUACAUGAAAGGAGCGUUCAGCUUCUUAAGCGUAGCAUGACAUUUUUAUCUCAAUAAGAUAUCCCUCUUUGCUUUUGUAUCACAGAAGUAUAGCACCUUCUUACAGAGUUUUAUAUAGUUUGUUUUUGCCAUUUUGAUUCCUAUACCCAGUAAUAAUAACUUUUGCACAAUACACCAAUCCUAAAGGCAGCUAUUAAAUGUUUACAGUUUCUAUAUUGUAAGAACGAUCUGGAUUAUUUUACUCUUCCCAGGCCAAACUUUCAUGAACUGUACUGAACUGAAGUAUAUAUUUAUACUGCAGUUUUGGGGUGGGGUGGGGGGUAUCUUGAUAUGCUUUUCAUUGAUUUGCUUAAUUCACGUUUAAGGUGAGAAAGGGUUGGUGCCUUGUAAAUAUGUAGCAAAUCUUUGUGGUGUGUCCUGAUGUGUGCAUUAACUUUAUUAAAAGAGAAUACUUGAGGUAUCAAUCUAGACAAGGUGCCAAAUGCAAAAGUUUCUUGCAUCCAUUUUUCUUUUUCUGAUAUAUUUUAUUGCAUUAAUAGAACUUGUGUAGCUUAAAAGUAACUUAAACAUUUGAAAAACAAAUCCUCAUCCGCAAAGAAUAACUUCUUUGAACAGUAGCUCAGCUACCUCUAUUAACUACAACUACUGGAAAUGCUAAGGAAGAUAGAUGCUGUUACUCAUUACUAAGGAGAACUAGAACAAGCUUGGUAGGGAUGAAUACUCCUAAGUUAUAAGCUGAGAAUUUUCAAUAAUCAUUGGCUCUCAAAUUAAUAGUUGUAAUUUACAAGAUUUCCUAAGUAUUAUAUGCUCUAGGCCUUUGUAGAACAUAUUUGUGUA